Messenger RNA from Adineta ricciae, 588 nucleotides. Lineage: Eukaryota; Metazoa; Rotifera; Eurotatoria; Adinetida; Adinetidae. The record is from the annotation of a GenBank genome assembly.
AUGUCGCCAAGACCAUCGCAUGAGUUGUACAAAAAACCUCUGCGUGCAACACUCAAGGUCCAUAUAGCUUCAGCUUUGGUAACUUGUUCGCCAAAAUUAAGUGUUGUAAGUACAUUGAAAAUUUUUAUCUGUUGUACCUCGGCUCAACCACCGUUUCAUUUGAACACCGUCAUUGUUAGAACGUUUCAGCCAAUCAAGACUAAAUUUUGUAUCUUUUGGCAUAAAUUAUUACUUCAAGUUUAUGAGGAAUUAGUGAAAACAUUUUAUAUCAAAGAUAAGAUUAUUCGUCUUGUCACUGAUAGUGCUUUUAAUGAUAUUAGUUCUUUUAGAAAUCUUAUUAUUCUCGGUUUCGAACAAUACUUCAUCGACGAUGAUGAUAACGAAAUAGUCGAAGAGGAUGGAGAUAUUAAAUGUAGUGAUGGAACACUUAGUGAAGAGCAUGAUGAACCUGAAUAUAUUUCUUUAUUAGCAACAUCAAACUCUACACCUGGUGAAUUAACAGCAAAAGAUUUGAUUGAAAAUUCAUUUCGUAAUUUGUUGGAGAAUAAUACAUCCGCACACCUUACUUUGCUCACACAAUUCGAUUGA